Trichoderma harzianum CBS 226.95 is the source of this 1938-nucleotide messenger RNA. RefSeq lists its product as hypothetical. Lineage: Eukaryota; Fungi; Ascomycota; Sordariomycetes; Hypocreales; Hypocreaceae. The record is from RefSeq and is a predicted model, not a curated record. The transcript is spliced from 4 exons. Bases 1 to 1938 code for a protein of 645 amino acids. Gene Ontology annotation, molecular function: DNA-binding transcription factor activity, RNA polymerase II-specific; zinc ion binding; DNA binding. Gene Ontology annotation, biological process: regulation of DNA-templated transcription; DNA-templated transcription.
AUGUCCGACAGCAGCUCUCUUAGCCCGGAGCCGCAUCUGUCCAACAAGCAGCCGGUGCGAAGAGCUAGCAAGGCCUGUCUGGCAUGCCGAGCUAGAAAGGUCAGAUGCGACGUGACGAUAAGAUCUCCAUGCGGCAACUGCCAGUGGAAUGGACAGCAGUGUGUUACACAUGCUCGACGUGCCAGAAGACGGAGAAGAAAGCCUGUUCCUACUGCUGUCCCGACCGAAUCAGGUGCUUCAAAGGAGCUUGAAUUGAAAGAUGGCGCAUGCAAUCUGCUCGAGGAGUUUGCCAUUGACUCAUUGGAGGCACCAAUAUCUAUGGAAGACUUGGAGCUCUUAAAGGCAGACAUUGAUUCGGACAAAUCUCCGCAGAGUUUAUUGUCAGAUGAUGUCGAUGCCUUUGAUCUGCCAAAAUAUGUCAGACCCCUGACCAGCCUGCCUCCAGACGACAUGGAGUAUCUGCAUUCAGAGGGCGCUUUAGAUCUGCCCGACAGCACUCUACAGAACGCCCUCCUCCGCGCAUUCUUUGAAUACGUGCACCCAUAUGUUCCUACACUGGAUCUGGAUGCUUUCUUGCAUUCUAUAGAAACACAUGAUGGGUCAGCGGGCCAGGCUGUACUUGCAGCUGGGACGGCACAUGUCGGGCUGGAGCAUCUUAGAAAUGGCGGGUAUCAGACACGGAAGCAGGCCCGCACAGCGUUUAUGAAGCGAGUUGGGCUCCUCUAUAAGUAUAACUGCGAGCUGGAUCAGAUGGUUCUCACGCAGUCGCUGCUACUCAUCACUUCAUGGCAAGACGCCUCUGACGAGCACGGCAAGACAUGGUUCUGGAUUGAUGCCGCAGUUUCCCACGCCUUCGCAGCCGGACUGCAUCUGGAACCCUCAGUAAACAAGCCCAACCUAUCAAAGCGAAAGCAAAGACUACGCCGCCGAGUAUGGUGGUGCUGCUUCAUCCGCGACCGGCUGCUCUCUCUAGGCAUGAAGCGCCUACCGCGAAUCAAAGACGGCGACUUCCACGUAUCAAUGCUCGAAGAGGCCGACUUCCAGCCUGAGCAGAUCCGCAGCGACGACGACCACGCCAAGUUCGAGGCCAUGUGCGUCUACGUCAAGAGCCGCAAGAAGCGCGCCGAGCUGGCCCGCAUGUGCGUCGCGCAGGCAACUUUAUGCCGGUCCAUGAGCUUCUUAUCCAGCAGCAUGUACGUGGCGCCUCACGACAACUUUUCCAACUUCUCCGAGGCCCGCAAGAUGACGCCAGACGGCGAACAGAAAUUCACCACGUACAUCCGAGACCUGCUGGAGUGGAGAGACGGCUUGCCGGAGAGCGUCUCGUAUCGCCCCAUCUCGAGUAAUGACAUUGGCAAGGACGGUAACACGAGCAUUUCGAUGGACCGUGCGGUGCUGCAUAUGAUUUACAACACGGCUGUGCUGUGCCUUUACCGCUCGCGGUUCAUGGUGUUGCUGAACGAGCCGACUGCGUCCACGAUGGAGAAGGAGAUGUGCAAGAUUUACAUGCAGCACUCGGCAAAGAGGAUAGAGGAAAUAUCCAAGAACAUUUAUGACCACGGUCUUGAUCGAUUACUUCCUAGUAUGGCGGCAAAUAUCGCUGUGUCAACUGCCAGCGUCUAUCUAUUAGAGCUAAAGGGCCAUCUUCAGGGCUGUGCAACCGAGAAUAGCUAUCGGCAAAGCAGAAAGCUCAUGCAGUCUAUGCAUGACAUUUAUGCAGGCGCUGAUUUGUCGAGAGAAUCCAUUGAAUGGGACAAGGAGGACAGCUCGGAAGAGGCCCCUGAGAUGGCGGAAGAUUAUCUCAUAGCGGACCAGGAUUGGCUCAAGGACUUGGAGGCUGCGACAUGCUGGUUGGUGGCUGAGCCGUUCAGGGCAGACAGCUUUCUACAGAAUCCUGGAGAGGGAUUGGACGUGUUUAAUGAGUUUUUUGUUUGUUAA